GGAGGACCCACACCCACCCUGCCACAGCUCAAACACGACAUGAUGUACCACCCUGGUAUGGGCGCGCCCCAUCCUGGACCCCCGAACGCCAGACCUCAUCAGAUGAGUCACCACCACGGCAUGGAAGGCCUAGAGAUGCUUGACCCGAUCUCAUCUUCGGCAAUGACCACCCUGACACCAAUGGGCGACGGUGGCGCAUCCCACGGUCCCCAACUGCACUACGGCCCCGCAAUGAACACCAUGAUGACGUCACACCACCACCACCAUCACCACACGUCACCACUGACCGGCCACGCGCCGGGUCACCACCAUCCGCACGCGCCUCACCACCCCACCAUAGUCCAGCAUCCCGACUCGGACACCGACCCGCGCGAACUCGAGGCGUUCGCCGAACGGUUCAAGCAGCGACGCAUCAAGCUGGGCGUCACGCAGGCUGAUGUCGGAAAGGCGCUUGCCAACCUGAAGCUGCCUGGGGUGGGCGCACUGUCGCAGUCGACGAUUUGUCGCUUCGAGUCACUGACAUUGUCGCACAACAACAUGAUUGCGCUCAAGCCCAUUCUGCAGGCCUGGCUCGAGGAGGCUGAGGCACAGGCCAAGAACAAGCGACGCGACCCGGAUGCGCCCAGCGUCUUGCCUGCUGGCGAGAAAAAACGCAAACGCACCUCGAUAGCGGCGCCGGAAAAACGCUCGCUGGAAGCGUACUUUGCGGUUCAGCCGCGACCGUCGGGCGAGAAAAUCGCGGCGAUCGCCGAAAAACUCGACCUGAAAAAGAACGUGGUGCGCGUCUGGUUCUGCAAUCAGCGUCAAAAACAGAAACGCAUGAAGUUCGCGGCGCAGCACUGACAGAUGACGUUCUCCUAAGUGGAUUUCUAGACUUUUCUCAGCUCUUUAGAGACGAAUUCUGAAGAGUUUUAAGACUCUACACAGUCGGCAGUAUCCUGAGACUCAGGUAAAAUGAGUUGGACUCGUGUGUUGCUGUGUAGUGCUGAACAUUGACCAAGUCAGAAUAUUCUAGUGCUAACUUAACUGUUCAAUUUUUGUUUUUGGGGUUUCGCCAUUAAUAUUUUACCCUAUUCUGAUGAGAAAAUAUUAAUUUUAUAUAUGGAGCAUCUACUAACGCCAUCUUAAGGUGCGUACAGACUUUCGCUCUGCUCCGCAAUCGAACGUCACUCGAGCAGAUCGAUUGAUGAUCGACCGGGGAGCAAGAGUGGAACGCGAGAAGAGCUAACAUCCUCCGUAACGUUCAUGAUCGGAGCGAUCGCGGAGCGAGUGCAAAACGUGCGUGGAGUGAUUGCUGAGCGAGUGCGGAGCGUGUUGGAGGCGCGUAUAUCUGUACGCACCUUUAUACUUCAAUCUAGAAAGUGUGAUUCAAUAAUGACAUUAUUUUUCAUAAAUUGAAAAAAUUGUUUCAAGCUUCCUAGGAGAAGUUUGAGGCUUUCUGGUUGAAAACGACUUUUAAAUUCAAAUAAGACAAUUUUGUUCCAAUCAAUUACGUAUAAUUUUUAAUGAAGAGCAUAGUAUGAGAAGAAAACAUGUAGAAAUACAGGAGUCAUAGAAAUGGAAAGAAAAUAAAAAUCUUAGUAGGUACCCUUUUUGAAAUAUUUAAUCACAAGAUGUUUCGGACAUUGAUGCCAUUUUCAAGUGAUAUGGAGUAAAUACAUUUUUCUUUCUAUUUCUAUAAAAGUAGCCCUAUACAGAAAAGAGAUAAAUACAGCAGUCAACCUAGCCUGAACGGAGAUGAUUUGAAUUGGAAUAGAAUUGUUCAAGCUGAAUACGAUUUUGAUCGUAACAUAAUAUAUUAAAAAUUAGUGAAUUUAAUAAAAAUACAAUUAUGGUUGUAAUUGAAAUAAUAAUAGAUAUGGUGUGGUCAUGAAAAAAGUUAAUUGCUCUAUAGUGGG
This is a messenger RNA of Nilaparvata lugens (brown planthopper), 1898 nucleotides long. Its product is annotated as inhibitory POU protein-like. Gene Ontology annotation, biological process: regulation of transcription by RNA polymerase II. Gene Ontology annotation, molecular function: RNA polymerase II cis-regulatory region sequence-specific DNA binding; DNA-binding transcription factor activity, RNA polymerase II-specific. Lineage: Eukaryota; Metazoa; Arthropoda; Insecta; Hemiptera; Delphacidae. The record is from RefSeq and is a predicted model, not a curated record.